GAUGGCAUUACUCCAUUGUACUUAGCAUGUUGCAAAGGUCAUGAUAAUAUAGUACAAAUAUUACUAGACCAUGGUGUUCAAGUGGAUGUUCAAGACAAAGAUGGUAAUACUCCACUGUACAUAGCAUGUUACAAAGGUCAUGAUAAAGUUGUACAAAUAUUACUAGACCAUGGUGUUCAAGUGGAUGUUCAAAACAAGGAUAGUAAUACUCCACUGUUUAUAGCAUGCUACAAAGGUCAUGAUAAAGUAGUACAAGUAUUACUAGACCAUGGUGUUCAAGUGGAUGUUCAAAACAAGGAUGGUAAGACACCUCUUUAUGUGGCAUCGCAAUUUGGCUACAGUGAAAUUGUUGAAGUAUUACUAAAGGCUAAUGCAAAGACUGAUCUGACAAAGAAAGAUGGUAAUACUCCACUGUUUAUAGCAUGCUACAAAGGUCAUGAUAAAGUAGUACAAGUAUUACUAGACCAUGGUGUUCAAGUGGAUGAUGGUAAUACUCCACUGUUUAUAGCAUGCUACAAAGGUCAUGAUAAUAUAGUACAAGUAUUACUAGACCAUGGUGUUCAAGUGGAUGUUCAAAACAAGGAUGGUAAUACUCCACUGUUUAUAGCAUGCUACAAAGGUCAUGAUAAAGUAGUACAAGUAUUACUAGACCAUGGUGUUCAAGUGGAUGUUCAAAACAAGGAUGGUAAUACUCCACUGUUUAUAGCAUGCUACAAAGGUCAUGAUAAAGUAGUACAAGUAUUACUAGACCAUGGUGUUCAAGUGGAUGUUCAAAACAAGGAUGGUAAUACUCCACUGUUUAUAGCAUGCUACAAAGGUCAUGAUAAAGUAGUACAAGUAUUACUAGACCAUGGUGUUCAAGUGGAUGUUCAAGACAAAGAUGGCAUUACUCCAUUGUACUUAGCAUGUUACAAAGGUCAUGAUAAAUUAGUACAAACAUUACUAGACCAUGGUGUUCAAGUGGAUGUUCAGGACAAAGAUGGUGAGACUCCAUUGUACAUAGCAUGUUAUAAAGGUCAUAAUAAAGUAGUAGAAAUAUUACUAGACCAUGGUGUUCAAGUGGAUGUUCAAGACAAGAAUGGUCAUACACCUCUCUAUGUAGCAUCACAUGAAGGCAACAGUGAAAUUGUUGAAAUAUUACUAAAGGCUAAUGCAAGGACUGAUCUGACAAACAAAGAUGGCAUUACUCCAUUGUACAUAGCAUGUUACAAAGGUCAUGAUAAAGUUGUACAAAUAUUACUAGACCAUGGUGUUCAAGUGGAUGUUCAAGACAAAGAUGGUGAGACUCCAUUGUACAUAGCAUGUUAUAAAGGUCAUGAUAAAUUUGUACAAAUAUUACUAGACCAUGGUGUUCAAGUGGAUGUUCAAGACAAAGAUGGUCAUACACCUCUCUAUGUAGCAUCACAUGAAGGCUACAGUGAAAUUGUUGAAGUAUUAGUAAAGGCUAAUGCAAGGACUGAUUUGACAAACAAA
Messenger RNA from Gigantopelta aegis, 1473 nucleotides. Its product is annotated as ankyrin repeat domain-containing protein 50-like. NCBI's taxonomy places the organism in Eukaryota, Metazoa, Mollusca, Gastropoda, Neomphalida, Peltospiridae. The transcript is spliced from 15 exons. The annotation marks the transcript as partial. Gene Ontology annotation, molecular function: protein binding. The record is from RefSeq and is a predicted model, not a curated record. Gene Ontology annotation, biological process: regulation of gene expression. Gene Ontology annotation, cellular component: nucleus.